Molecule: messenger RNA, 201 nt
Organism: Helobdella robusta
Lineage: Eukaryota; Metazoa; Annelida; Clitellata; Rhynchobdellida; Glossiphoniidae
Exons: 1
Source: RefSeq, a predicted model, not a curated record
GGACCUCAAGGACCAUCAGGUCCUACUGGUGGCACAGGUGGCACAGGCUUUACCGGUUUUGCAGGUUCUUCAGGACCUCCCGGACCACAAGGAUUAUCUGGAGAUAGAGGUUUACAGGGACCUCAAGGGGGUCAAGGAUAUACAGGUUCUACUGGCGCCUCUGGUCAACCAGGACCAGCCGGACCACUUGGUCCGUCUGGG